AUGCCUGCUGCCACGACCGAAACCGUCGUUGAAGUCAUACCCACGAAGCCGCUCAUUAUUGGCCAGGGGGACUGGAUUAGAGUGGUGGAGAAAGAAUAUAAAGACCCCAACGGCAACAUCCGGACAUGGGAGUCGGCCGAGCGCGUUACGCGGCCUGAGGGUUGCGAUAUUGACGGCGUGAGCGUCGUAGCUAUCGUCGAAAACGAUAAUCGUCCGGAGGUUGUUCUGCAGAAGCAGUACCGCCCGGCCCUAGAACGAGUGGUCAUCGAACUACCUGCUGGCCUGGUAGAUGAGGGCGAGACUCCCGAGCAGGCCGCGAUCCGCGAACUCGAGGAAGAAACGGGGUACGUUGCCAAGGUCGAGGACAUAUCGCCCGUCAUGUUCAACGACCCCGGUUUCUGCAACACGAACCUGCGCAUGGUACAUGUCACGUUGGACAUGGAUCGGGUCGAGAACAAGGAUCCGAAGCCCAAACCGAAGGAGGACGAGUUCAUCGAGGUGUUUCGUGUGCCGCUAGCCGACCUGUGGGAUGAGUGCGUCAAGUUCGAAGCGAAAGGGUACGCUAUCGACGCGGGGGUAGCGAGCCUGGCUGAAGGGAUCAAAAUCGCUACAAAGUUUAACCUCUGA
Molecule: messenger RNA, 627 nt
Organism: Dichotomopilus funicola
Lineage: Eukaryota; Fungi; Ascomycota; Sordariomycetes; Sordariales; Chaetomiaceae
Product: NUDIX hydrolase domain-like protein
Exons: 5
Coding region: 1-627 (208 amino acids)
Biological process (GO): ribose phosphate metabolic process; nucleoside phosphate metabolic process
Cellular component (GO): cytosol; nucleus
Molecular function (GO): ADP-ribose diphosphatase activity
Source: RefSeq, a predicted model, not a curated record